AUCGGUGAGCGUUGGCGACAAAAAUUGAUUAAUCGGCUAUCAGUCGGUAAAGUGUUAAUCGGGCAAGAGAGUCCUCGUACAAAACUGGAAAAGAAAAAUUAGAAGCAAAGAGCAGAAAAUCAAAGAAAAAAAGAAGUAACUCGCUAAAAGAGGUACUCUCGGGACAUGAUCCAGCAUCGUCGAUGAUAAUACGACGCAUAAUAAUUUCAUAUUUGCGACGUAAUCCAUUACGUGGCGGAAACACUCCUCCCUUUCCGACGUAGUCUGAAUUUCCGAAGAUGCUACGCGGAAAGUGCAGGUUGCACAUUAAUUAUUAGUCGGCAGGGUAAUUACGGGUCAAGCUUCGUGCAACACCCACAAAAUGCAAAAAUUGUUCCUUCUCCUACUGCGACGAUCAACGCGGACUAUAAAAGGGAGUGUACGAUCGUAUUGCGAAUCCACGUGCGCUAUUUCUUCGUGGUUUGAACCAUCGAGAAGCUAGCGAAGUUGGUUCGAAACAUCAACGAGGAAGAGGAAGAAGAAUAAAUUUGGAACAAGUCAAACAGGAUGAAGGGGGUCGGCGUUUGCCUGCUGGUCUCGUUGAUGCUUGUCUUGUUGGCGAUCAAAGAUACAGAGAGCAAAAAGAUGAACCUCGAUGAACUGAAGAAGUCCAUCAAGAACUUGAGGAAGCCUUGCAGCAAGAAGAACGACACCCCUAAAGAGCUUCUAGACGGCCAACAUAACGGUGAAUUCCCAAAAGACGAGAGGUUGAUGUGCUAUAUGAAAUGCGUCCUGACACAAACUAAAGCUAUGAAGGGCGACGAAAUCAUGUGGGAUUUCUUCGUGAAGAAUGCUCGUGUUAUGAUCCUCGACGAAUAUUUCCCACGCAUUACACAUUUAGUUGAAACGUGUAAAAACUCAGUGACGGCUACGGAAGGGUGCGAAGCUGCAUGGCAAUUUAGCACAUGCACCUAUGCAACAGAUUCGGAGCUUUAUAUAAUACCGUGAACAACUCGUUAAUGGCGGACUCACAAGAUCAUCGAAGAACCAAGAGAAAUUUCCAAUCGCAAACAUCUGGACAUCGUCAUCCCCGUUAUCGUCGUCGUAGUAGUCGAAAAGUAGCAGUGUGUAGACAUACCCGAAAAAAACCACAAUGCAGAAGGGUUUAAACUAUCCAAAUCUUAUUCUAUAAUCGAUCAUCGAUCAAUGAUAUCAUGGGUCCGGGAGCGUACUGAUACGUCAGCUAUUUGUCUAGAAAAAUUAACUUUCGAAAUUGACUGAAUUCUUGAACGAUUCGAUAACUUGAGAAAAUGUUAUUGUAUGUAAAAUAAUAUUUAAUUCUUAUAUUAUAAAAGCGUUGUUUCCUCUGUC
Bombus terrestris (buff-tailed bumblebee) is the source of this 1350-nucleotide messenger RNA. It is a transcript of the gene Obp6, whose product is annotated as general odorant-binding protein 19a. The transcript is spliced from 6 exons. NCBI's taxonomy places the organism in Eukaryota, Metazoa, Arthropoda, Insecta, Hymenoptera, Apidae. The record is from RefSeq and is a predicted model, not a curated record. Gene Ontology annotation, molecular function: odorant binding. Bases 547 to 987 code for a protein of 146 amino acids.